Chelmon rostratus (copperband butterflyfish) is the source of this 1233-nucleotide messenger RNA. RefSeq names its product calsequestrin-2-like. Gene Ontology annotation, molecular function: calcium ion binding. The transcript has 12 exons. Gene Ontology annotation, biological process: regulation of cardiac muscle contraction by regulation of the release of sequestered calcium ion. Gene Ontology annotation, cellular component: sarcoplasmic reticulum lumen. The record is from RefSeq and is a predicted model, not a curated record. Bases 1 to 1233 code for a protein of 410 amino acids. NCBI's taxonomy places the organism in Eukaryota, Metazoa, Chordata, Actinopteri, Chaetodontiformes, Chaetodontidae.
AUGCAGCAAAUGUGGCUUUCUCUACUAUCUGGCUUGUGCCUUCGCCUGGUUUUCCUUUGCAGUGCUGAGGAAGGACUCGAGUUCCCCAAUUUUGACGGCAAGGACAGGGUGCUGGACAUCAGCGAGCGCAACUACAAGAAGGCUCUGAAGAGAUACGACCUGCUGUGCCUGUUCUACCACGAGCCACUGCCUGCCAACAAGGGCCUGCAGAAGAGGUUCCAGAUGACAGAGCUGGUGCUGGAGCUCACAGCUCAGGUCCUGGAGAACAAAGACAUUGGUUUUGGGAUGGUGGACUCCCAGAAGGAUGCCAAAGUAGCCAAAAAACUGGGUCUGGAGGAGGUGGGCAGCUUGUAUGUCUUCAAAGACGACCGCAUCAUUGAGUUUGAUGGGGAGCUCUCAUCAGACACACUGGUGGAGUUUCUGUUGGAUGUGUUGGAGGACCCAGUGGAAAUUAUCAAUAACGCCAUGGAGCUGCGAGCCUUUGAGAGGAUGGAGGAAGACAUCCGCCUCAUUGGCUACUUCAAAGGAGAGGAUUCAUCCCACUACAAAGCUUUUCAGGAGGCCUCAGAGCGUUUUCAACCUUACAUCAAGUUCUUUGCUACAUUUGAUAAAUCUGUGGCCAAACAUCUCUCCCUCAAGAUGAACGAGGUGAAUUUUUAUGAGCCGUUCAUGGAGGAGCCGGCCAUCCUGCCUGGCAGGCCGCUGUCAGAGAUGGACAUUGUCGAGUUCGUCAACCAACACAGAAGGGCGACUUUGAGGAAGCUCCGGGCAGAGAAUAUGUUUGAAACAUGGGAGGACGACAUGGACGGAAUACACAUCGUUGCGUUUGCUGAGGAGGAAGAUCCAGAUGGUUACGAGUUCCUGGAGAUCCUGAAAGACGUGGCCAGAGACAACACCAACAACCCAGAGCUCAGCAUCGUCUGGAUCGACCCUGACGACUUCCCUCUGCUGACGACUUACUGGGAAAAAACCUUUAAGUUGGACCUGUUCAGACCUCAGAUUGGCGUGGUCAACGUCACAGAUGCAGACAGCGUGUGGCUGGACAUGUCCAACGACGAGGACCUGCCCACCGCCGAGGAGCUGGAGGACUGGAUCGAGGACGUCCUGUCAGGGAGGGUGAACACGGAGGAUGAUGACGAGUCCGCCGACGACCAGGAAAACCCUGAGAGCUACGUCACAGAGAACAGCUCCGAAAGCCGCGACCCGGAUGAGGAAGAUGACAGCGACGACUAA